This is a messenger RNA of Lecanosticta acicola, 1575 nucleotides long. The record is from the annotation of a GenBank genome assembly. Lineage: Eukaryota; Fungi; Ascomycota; Dothideomycetes; Mycosphaerellales; Mycosphaerellaceae.
AUGUCACAGCAAGUGAAUGACGAGAGAAGGCCUCUCCUUGAAAAUCAACAUCAACAACAGAAUGUCCAUGCCGAACAAGAAUCACAAUCUCAACAACAACAACCACAACAACCACAACAACAACCAAAGAAGAUUUCUUUCCAAGAAAACGACCCAUCAAAUCCGAGAAACUGGCCCUCGUCCCAAAAAUGGCUGCAAGUCCUCCAGAUCGUCCUCGUCGCCUUCGUGUGCCCUUCCGCUUCAUCCAUCUUCGCCACCGCCAUCACGGAAAUCUCCCAGGACCUCAACACGACCACACGUCUCACCCUCCUGGGCCAGACCGGAUUCGUAUGCAUGCUCGGAAUAGGCCCUCUGUUCUUAGCACCCAUGAGUGAAACUCUUGGGAGGAGACCGGUGUUCUUGAUGGGUUUGGCGGGUUUCACUAUAUUACAGAUUCCGACUGCUUUGGUGAAAAAUCUGGCCAGGUGGGCGGUUCUGAGGACGUUGGCGGGAUUCUUCGGCAGUGUGGGCGUUGCUAAUGGAGGUGGGAGUAUUAGUGACAUGUUCGAGACGCAUAAGAGGGCUAUUGUGUUGGGGGUUUACCUUGUGGCGCCGCUUCUGGGGCCUUCGAUCGGGUGAGUUCCUCCGAUUUUGUUUUCGAUGAAAGAGACUGAUGUAUUGUUUGUUUCCAGGCCAUUGGUCGGCGGACUCAUCGUUGCAGUCAUGGACUGGAGAUGGAUUUUCUGGGUCAUGUUCAUCGCGUCGGCCUUCGUGACAGUUCUCUGUUACUUUACCCUCUACGAGACCCGAGCUCUUACGAUUCUAGAACAACGCAAAAGGAAACUGGAACGAGAGAAUCCGGAGACGAAGUAUGAGAUCGAAGGCGACCAAUCCGGAAACCAAUCUUUGCUUGGCAAAAUCGGAGCGAACAGCACUCGUGCCAUUCGUAUUCUCACUACCCAACCCAUCGUCAUGAUCAUGUCGCUUUAUCAGGCCUUGGUCUUCAGUUCCAUGUAUAGUCUCUACUCGCAGUAUUCGACGAUCUGGAGCGCUCCGCCGUACGAGUUCAGCACAAUGCAGAUUGGACUUGCCUAUCUCGGCCCUGCAAUAGGAUUCUGCUUCACGGCCAUCUUCAUUGUCCUCUUUAUCGAUCGGCUGUAUCGGUAUCUCGCCAAGCGCCACGGCGACGAAGGGCAGCCUGAGUAUCGACUCCCAAUGGCGAAUGUUGGAGCCUUCCUUCUUCCCAUCUCCCUUUUCUGGUUCGGCUGGACAAUCGAAAAGGACCUGACUUGGCCAGUGCCGCUUGCUGCUACACUCCUGUUCGGUGCGAGCCAAGUCAGUAUUUUCAACACGAUUCAAACCUACUACAUUGAUGCGUAUGAGCAACACGCUGCUUCUGCGGUUGCUGCUGGCGCGUUUCUGAGAUCCGUGGUUGGUGGCAUCGUACCGCUCUUUGUAGGAGGCAUGUUUGAUGCUCUAGGGUAUGGAUGGGGCAUGUCCGUGUUUGGAAUCUUGAGCGUGAUUCUCAUGCCUGCUCCGGCGGUGUUCUAUUGGGUUGGUCGAAGAUUGAGGGAGAAGGUGCCUUUCAAGGGUUGA